Molecule: messenger RNA, 1613 nt
Organism: Paramecium sonneborni
Lineage: Eukaryota; Ciliophora; Oligohymenophorea; Peniculida; Parameciidae
Source: the annotation of a GenBank genome assembly
AUGAUAUAUAUAAUCAUUAGCUUGAUUGUAAUUUUUGCUAUCGCUUUUUUCUUUAAUACUUAGCCAAUAAAAUAAAAGAUUAAAAAGAAGAUAACAAAAGAGAAAUCAGAAGGAAAAGAAAACGAAUCCUUAGAGCAUGCUUAUAUUGAAUCUAAAAGUAGUGGAUUAUUAUUUUGUAAUGUUUGCAAAAAGCUACUGUUUAGUUUAUGGGGAGCAUAAUAUCAUGAAUGUUUAAUAUGUGGAAUAUAUGUUCAUAAAAAAUGUAGAAAAAAUCAAAUACAAUGCAAAAUAAUAAAAUAAUUAGAUAAAGAACUUACUCAUUAAUGGUUAAGUGGGAAUCUUCCUGUGAAUUCAAUAUGUUGUCAUUGUGGAUUAACUUGUGGAUAUUUUUUUGAUUUGGAAGGAAAAAGUUGUCUUUGGUGUUAAAAAGUUGUUCAUGAAGAAUGUAAAGAUAAAGUAAAUUAAUAAUGCGAUUUUGGAGAAUUUAAAGAUGCUAUUAUUUUACCAAAUGGGAAUUACGUUAAGCCAAUAAUUGUAGUAAUCAACUAGAAAUCUGGAGGAUAAGUUGGAGUAGAUUUCUAUAAAUCAUUUCUUAGGUAUAUUAAAUAUAUUAUAAGAUUUUUGAAUCCUAUAUAGGUAUUAAAUAUAUAGGAGAUGGAUAAAUUAAAGAAUUUUGCACAUAUAAAAACAGCAAGAUUGAUAACAGCAGGAGGAGAUGGAACAGUAGCUAGUGUAAUAAAUUAUAUAAAAGAAUUUGAUUGGAAUCCUCCUAUAGCCAUUCUACCAUUAGGAACAGGUAACGAUUUAAGUAGAGCAUUGGGAUGGGUAAGAAUUUAAUUAUAUUAUUAUAUAAGGGUGGAACAUACGAAUAGCUAGAUGCAUCUCAUGUUUUGUCAAAAGUAAUGAAUAAUGAGAAUAUUACAUUAUUAGAUAGAUGGAAUGUAAAAAUAGGGAAUAAAAAUUAUAAACUAUUUAAUUAUUUUGGUAUAGGAUUAGAUGCUAAAUUUUGUUAUGAUUUUCAUAAUUUAAGAUAGACAUCACCUUAAUUAUUUAAAAGUAGAUUAGGCAAUAAAUUAAUUUAUACUCAUAUGGGUUUGAAUGAUUUAAUUAAAAAUGAGAAAAGUGGUUUAGGAAAAAGAAUAAAAGUUACUUGUGAUGAUGUGAUUGUAGAUAUACCUGAUUAAGUUGAAAAUGUGAUUAUUUUAAAUAUUAAUUCUUGGAGUGGAGGAGUUACUGGAUUAUGGGAAUAAGAUGCAGAUUUUAAAUAAUAAAAAAUUAAUGAUGGUCUAUUAGAAAUAAUUGGAGUUACUAGUAUAUUGCAUUUGGGUAGAAUUUAAGUUGGUUUAGAUAAACCUUAUAAACUUGGAUAAGGUAGAAAAAUUUCAAUCACUUAUCCUUCAAAUUCUUAUGUCCAAAUUGAUGGUGAACCACUCUCUAUUGGACCUUCAAUUAUUGAGAUUUCUUUGGUUGAUAAAGUACAAGUAUUGACAAAUUAUGAAUUGACUUGGGAAAAUAGAUUUUUAAAGACAAUGGAAUGGGCUGAAGAAUAAAAGCACAUUACGAAAUAUGCAAAAAAUGAAAUUGUUAAUCGUAUGUUACAUUAUUAUUAAUGA